This is a messenger RNA of Acanthosepion pharaonis, 1668 nucleotides long. Lineage: Eukaryota; Metazoa; Mollusca; Cephalopoda; Sepiida; Sepiidae. The record is from the annotation of a GenBank genome assembly.
AUGAUUCCUGAAAUUAUUCCUACAAAUUGUUCCUGUUUUUAUUCCACAGUUAUUUCCGUCCAAAUUACUGAUAUUAUUUCUGCAAUUGUCCCUGCAAAUUGUCCGCGUUCUUAUUCCAACCUUUAUUCCACAGUUAUUCCUGUCCAAAUUACUGAUAUUAUUCUUAUAAUUAUUCCCACAAACUGGUCCUUUUCUUAUGCCCGCUUCUUUUCGACAGUUAUUCUUCUAUGUUCGACCUUCCUUCCUUCUUUCUUUCUUUCUUUCUUUCUUUCUGUUGAGGCCUUCACUUGUAGUCAUUGUUUCUUUCCUUGUUUCGAUUUUUCCGUGCGCUUUCUUUGUCUUUCUUUUUUCCUGAAAUCUUUCUUUAUUUCUUUCAGUCUUUCUUUCGUUGCUUUUCUUUCUUUCUUUGGCUUCUUUCCUUUCUUUCUUUUUUUAUUUAUUUAUUUCGUCUUUUGUCUUUCUUUUGUUGACCCUCUUUCUCUUUCUUUCUUUCUUUCUUCUAUAGAAUAUCGUGAAGGGAUCGUCAGUGGACAGGAAUAUCGUUUAGAGAUCGUUAGUGGUCAGAACUAUCGUGAAGGGAUCGUCAGUGGUCAGGAAUAUCGUAAAGGGAUCGUUAGUGGUAAGGAAUAUCGUUUAGAGAUCGUUAGUGGUCAGGAAUAUCGUGAAAGGAUCAUCAGUGGUCAGGACUAUCGUGAAGAGAUCGUCAGUGGUCAGGACUAUCGUGAAGGGAUCGUUAGUGGUCAGGAAUAUCGUUUAGAGAUCGUUAGUGGGCAGGAAUAUCGUUUAGAGAUCGUUAGUGGUCAGGAAUAUCGUUUAGAGAUCGUUAGUGGUCAGGAAUAUCGUGAAGGGAUCGUUAGUGGUCAGGACUAUCGUGAAGGGAUCGUCAGAGGUCAGGAAUAUCGUGGAGGGAUCGUUAGUGGUCAGGAAUAUCGUGAAUGGAUCGUUAGUGGUCAGGAAUAUCGUGAAGGGAUCGUUAGUGGUCAGGAAUAUCGUUUAGAGAUCGUUAGUGGUCAGGAAUAUCGUAAAGGGAUCGUCAGUGUUCAGGACUAUCGUGAAGGGAUCGUUAGUGGUCAGGGAUUUCGUUUAGAGAUCGUCAGUGGUCAGGAAUAUCGUGAAGGGAUCGUCAGAGGUCAGGAAUAUCGUUUAGAGAUCGUUAGUGGUCAGGAAUAUCGUGAAGGGAUCGUUAGUGGUCAGGAAUAUCGUGAAGGGAUCGUUAGUGGUCAGGACUAUCGUGAAGGGAUCGUAAAUAGUCAGGACUAUAGUGAAGGGAUCGUUAGUGGUCAGGAAUAUCGUUUAGAGAUCGUCAGUGGUCAGGAAUAUCGUGAAGGGGUCGUCAGUGUUCAGGAAUAUCGUUUAGAGAUCGUUAGUGGUCUGGAAUAUCGUGAAGGGAUCGUUAGUGGUCAGGAAUAUCGUUUAGAGGUCGUUAGUGGUCAGGACUAUCGUGAAGGGAUCGUUAGUGGUCAGGAGUAUGAUGAAAGGUUUGUUAGUGGUCAGGGAUAUAAUGAAGAGAUUCUUAGUCGUCAGAAGUUUCAUGAAGGGAUAUUUAGUGGUCACGAAUAUCAUGAAGAUUUCGUUAUUCGUGGUGAAUAUCAGGAACGAAUUGUUGGUGCUUCGCUGAUCGUAUGGGAACCGAUGUUUCAACGUGCUCUGGCCAUAAGCCUUUGCUAA